AUGCGCCAGCGCGGCUCGCGGAGCAGCGGGUCGACCAAGUCGACGCUCUCGCGCGUGAAGCACAUGAUCUCGCACUCGUGGGACAUGCACCUGUGCCGCGCCAUCACCUGGCCACAACAGCAGCUGACGUGCGCCAGUCGGGAGCGGGGGUGCGCCAGCUCGUUGUCCAGCAGUUGCGCCCUGAAGGCGCCCGCAGCCAUGCGUGAGCUCGGAGGCGCACCCCCAGCGGAGCACGGCGGCGCAGGCUCCGACGUGCAGCUGCGCUGCCUGCGGGCCACGCUGCGCGACGCCGGCGCGCGGCGGGCGGCGCUGGCCGCCGCUGUGGCCGGCAUCGGCUCCACAGCGGUCGGGUCCGCGGCAGGCGCGGGGAGCGGCGGGGAGGCGCCACGGCUGGACGCCAGGCUCGGCCUGGACGAGGCGGCGGGGCCCUCGGGGAAGCGGAGCUCGCGCUGGCGCUGGAGCGAUGGCUGGAGCACCAGGCCGCAGAAGCGGGCGGCCGGCUGGCGCUGGCGCCCGAGGUGCCCGGCUGGGGGAGCACCCUGGCUGCGCCGUGGCCGCUAG
Molecule: messenger RNA, 561 nt
Organism: Prorocentrum cordatum
Lineage: Eukaryota; Dinophyceae; Prorocentrales; Prorocentraceae
Source: the annotation of a GenBank genome assembly